Molecule: messenger RNA, 1497 nt
Organism: Hirsutella rhossiliensis
Lineage: Eukaryota; Fungi; Ascomycota; Sordariomycetes; Hypocreales; Ophiocordycipitaceae
Product: embryonic ectoderm development protein
Exons: 10
Coding region: 1-1497 (498 amino acids)
Biological process (GO): negative regulation of transcription by RNA polymerase II
Cellular component (GO): ESC/E(Z) complex
Molecular function (GO): nucleosome binding; protein binding
Source: RefSeq, a predicted model, not a curated record
AUGGCCACGAUAUCAAAAAGCCCCUUUGAUCUUCCGAGGCUGCGUGUGUCACUCGGCUUCGAGAACGAUGCGCGGUUUCUGGAGCACGACGACAAUGUAGCCGAGUUCUUCGACGUCAAGUUCUGCCCGUACCAGCCUCUCGACUGCGAUCCCGUGUUCGCCGCCGUCAGCAAGAAGCACGUUGUCCUUUGCAAACUCUCACAAAAUUCGGGGGAUGCCAAUCCUUGCGAGGUGAUCAAAGUCAUCAGGGAUGGUGAUGGCGAGGCAUCGAGUUGCUGCUGCACAUGGACCAAGGAUCCCGCCACCGGUCAUCCUUACAUCUGCGUCGGUGGAGUCGACGCAAAGGUCAAGAUCUACAAUGUCUCCGACGGUAACUUGGUUGAGUGCCUCGUCGGCCAUGGAGGCGACGUCAACGAUCUGGCCACGUCUCCCGUCGACUCGUCUGUCAUUGCGUCAGCUUCAGACGACACCAGCAUCCGCAUAUGGAGCAUCGACCCGGUACACAGGCAUCAGCCAUGUCUCUGCAUCUUGGCAGGUGAAGGGCACUCUUGGAGCCUUUUGACGUUGGCCUUCCAUGACAGCGGUCGAUAUGUUCUCUCCGGGGGCCAUGACCAAGUAAUCAACUUGUGGACAAUACCGGAUCUCCCGGUCGAGCCCGUCGCAACCCCGCUGCAAGUCCACUAUCCUCAUUUCUCGACCUCAGCGGUCCACAGCGGCAUUGUCGAUUGCGUCGCCUUCUACGGAGAUCAGAUCUUGUCGAGAGCCUGCCACGACAAUGUCAUCGUCUUGUGGCGGAUCGAGGGCUUCUCGUCAGACGGUGACCCUCCACCACAAAGCGCAGCCCCAACACCGCAGAUUCCGGUUCCAACCAGCAACGAGGAAUCAGACCGUCUCACACGAUCAGCAUUUGUUCCCGCAACGUCACCGCUAUGUCCGGCUCAGUACACUCGCAUGCUUGAAUUUCAUACUCCGAAUUGUGGCCCGCAAUUCUUCAUGAGGUUCAAGCUCCUCCAUGUCCCCGGACAGAAUCCUGUGUUGGCAUUUUGCAACGCCGCCGGAAACAUAUUUUUCUGGGACCUCACAAGGCUGACGGUGUACCGCGACGUCAUGGCCAAGGUGCGCGAUCCAUAUCGUGACAAGAGCAAGGCGGUUCAGCUUCCGAGCUGGCUCAAGCCAGUGAUCCCUCGACAAAGAGCCGAUGCUAUGAGCCGAUUCCGGGCGCUGGGCAGCGACAGAGAUUCAAUAGCCUCCUCCGGGCAGGUUGAUUCCACUGACCUUAGCCCCGAAACCCUCGAGUCGUGGGCGUCGAGAUACAGCAUGGAGGAUCCGCAGGAGCCGCUUAAGGCACACAAAACCGAGUCGUCGUCGAACAACUUCGUCGGACGGCAGGCAGCCUGGAGCCCCGGCGGUGAGUGGUGCGUGGUGGUCGGAAGUUCCAACACGGCGCUGGUGUUGCAACGCUGGGCAAGGCGGGCCGCGCAGUCCAUGCACAUAUGA